AUGGCCUCCCAGAACCGUGACCCAGCUGCCGCCAGCGUCGCCGCCGCCCGCAAGGGAGCCGAGCUCUCGCUGGAGUUCCCCAGUGGCUACCCUUACAACGCGCCCACGGUGAAGUUCCUCACACCCUGCUACCACCCCAACGUGGACACCCAGGGAAAUAUCUGCCUGGACAUCCUGAAGGACAAGUGGUCUGCCCUGUAUGAUGUCAGGACCAUCCUGCUGUCCAUCCAGAGCCUGCUAGGAGAACCAAACAUUGAUAGUCCUUUGAACACGCAUGCUGCCGAGCUCUGGAAAAACCCCACAGCCUUUAAGAAGUAUCUGCAAGAAACCUACUCAAAGCAGGUCUCCAGCCAAGAUCCCUGACUGUCCAGCCUCUCUCUUUGUGUUGUCUUUUUAUUUUCUCCUUAGAUAGUCUUUCUCUUCAUUUCUGUCUAGGACUCUGUAUCUUAAGCUGUGGUGUCAUUUUUGUUUUGUUUCUGUUUUUUAAAUUAAGUCUCUGGUUGAGCCCUUGUGACAAAUAUAUUAAAUAAAUAC
Messenger RNA from Zalophus californianus (California sea lion), 534 nucleotides. Its product is annotated as ubiquitin-conjugating enzyme E2 C-like. The transcript has a single exon. The record is from RefSeq and is a predicted model, not a curated record. The coding region runs from base 1 to 363 and encodes 120 amino acids. Lineage: Eukaryota; Metazoa; Chordata; Mammalia; Carnivora; Otariidae.